Messenger RNA from Protopolystoma xenopodis, 453 nucleotides. NCBI's taxonomy places the organism in Eukaryota, Metazoa, Platyhelminthes, Monogenea, Polystomatidea, Polystomatidae. The record is from the annotation of a GenBank genome assembly.
AUGAAUUGUGGCGAAAAUGAAAAUGGCUCUCCGAAUUCUAUCUCACGUAUUCCUGAUGCCUCUCUGUUACAAUGGAUGAUGCGAGUUCAUGCUAAACGGGCCCGUCGCAAGCAAAUAAAGCGUGAAACCCGCCGUUUUUCCAAGCGGCAUUACCAAUGUUCCAAGAUUACACCCAACCAAGAUGCCGCCAACAGGUCCAAAACAAAAGCCAUUAAGCCUAUGGCGCUUUCACUCUCAGCUGUAACCGUCGAAGAUGCACAUAGUCCAGUUCAACGGCAAAGGCAGCAUUCAGCCUCACCUUCUGGGUCAUUAAGGUGGCGCCCUGGCCGAUCCAAGAGCUUAUUGCGUGAUCAACACACUCCAGAUACUGAGUUUUACGGCCCAAGCAGGGCAAAGCGAAACCGAUUUUCCAUUCCAGAUUUCCGAAGCUCAAAAUCACUACGGAGAAAGUAA